Molecule: messenger RNA, 1951 nt
Organism: Impatiens glandulifera
Lineage: Eukaryota; Viridiplantae; Streptophyta; Magnoliopsida; Ericales; Balsaminaceae
Product: transcription factor VOZ1-like
Biological process (GO): positive regulation of long-day photoperiodism, flowering; regulation of DNA-templated transcription
Source: RefSeq, a predicted model, not a curated record
UAGACGUCUCUCCGCCGAAGAAGAGAGAGAAAGAGAUUUCUAGAGAGAGAGUAAAACCAGUCGCCAGAUUUGAUCCAAGAACUCUCAAGAAAUCGAGAUUAUUUGAUCUCUAUCUCUGUUACCAGCAUAAAGAUUCUCCAACUAUUAAAAAUCUGGGUUUGAUCUGAAUCGACAAACCCAUUAUAGAGAAUUCUGAAUUGAAGUUAGUUAUCUGUCCAUGGGGAAUGGUACGAAGGAUGGUGCAUGCAAAUCAGUUUCACAUCAGCUCUUUAAGGUUAGGGAAAACAAUCGUGUUGAUGAUCUUCAAGGUAUUUUGACUGAUCUGCAGUCAGCUAGGAAGGAGAGCCGUACGAUUGAUGUGGCUUUGCUGGAAGAGCAGGUUAAUCAGAUGCUCCGUGAGUGGAAGGCUGAACUUAAUGAGCCUUCUCCAGCUUCUUCUUUGCAGCAGGAUGGAAGUCUGGGUUCUUUUUCUGCUGAUAUUUAUAGGCUGCUGCACCUUGGUGAGGAAGAAGAUGAUGCUACUAGUGUGUUAUCUCCUCCUAAGCUUGAAUCAGAUAAUCAAAAAGUUGGAUUAGUUAAUGAACCUGUCAUUCAAGAGGGAUUCAAUGGGAUUCAGGGUCUUCCGCAAACAGAGUAUCAUUUGGUUGAUGAAUGCAAGGGCUCCCAUUCAGGAGUUCAAGAUAUAGGAGUCAGUAACAUGUGUUUUAAUUCUCAGUUGGACUAUCAAGCAUGUGACUUGCUCCAUGAUGUUGAGACCAAUUAUUUUGGUUUUAAUGAUAUGGGUCCUUGCGGACAGGAUGAUAUGCAACAUAUUCCUGGUUUAUUGCCAAAUAUAUGUCCUCCACCGUCUGCAUUCUUGGGGCCAAAAUGUGCACUUUGGGAUUGUCCAAGGCCUGCUCAAGGAUUCCAAGUGUACUGCAGUAGCUAUCAUUCAGCACUAGCAGUGAUUGAGGGUCCGCCUGGUAUGACUCCGGUCCUUCGACCGGGUGGCAUUGGACUUAAAGAUGGUUUACUUUUUGCUACAUUAAGUGCAAAAGCUGAAGGCAAAGAUGUCGGCAUUCCUGAGUGUGAAGGGGCAGCAACAAAGAAGUCCCCGUGGAAUGCUCCUGAGCUCUUUGAUCUAAUUGUUCUUGAAGGCGAAACGAUAAGAGAAUGGCUAUUUUUUGACAAGCCUCGGAAGGCAUUCGAGAGUGGGAACAGAAAGCAAAGGUUACUGCCUGACUAUGUUGGUCGUGGCUGGCAUGAAUCAAGGAAGCAAAUAAUGAAUGAAUAUGGGGGGCUUAAGAGAUCAUACUAUAUGGAUCCACAACCAAGGAAAGACUUUGAAUGGCAUCUGUACGAGUAUGAGAUUAAUAACUGCAAUGCUUGUGCACUGUAUAGGCUGGAAUUUAAGCAAGUUGAUUUGAAGAAAAGUAGCAAAGCAAAGACGACCAAUACAAAAGAUUCAGUUGCUGAUCUUCAGAAGCAAAUGGGAAGGCUUAUAGCUGAAUUUCCUGAUAACAAGCGUUCUUCCGAGGGGAGAAUAGACACAAGCUCGAAUAAUUGUUGAUAUUUGGUGUGGUUAUUACUUAAUGUAGCUGGAUAUGAUAAGUGGGUUUGGAUCAUCUAUAUCCGCCAAUAUUAGACUAAAGCGGAUAGCAAAGGCUGACUACUCUCAAAGUUGCUUCGGUCGAAUGAUGAUCCUGUUAAUAGGUAAGUUUUUCCUUUUGAGAAAAGAAUCAGGAUUGUGAAAUUGGAGGAGUAUGCUUUUAGUAUUUGGUAUUCUAGAGAUACUAACGUUUGGAAAGUCCUUUUUAUUUGAAUUUGACAUCUUUAUACAAGGGUCAAUUUGCCGAAUUUGCAAAGCCUGCCUUUGGUUAUUUGCAAUUUAAGACAAUAUAAUUAAAGGGCGCGGAUAAGUGACUGAUGUAUCUAUUGUUUGGAAGAAUACAUGAAAAGUUUUAUGCUCUUA